AUGCCGACACUGAUGCUGCUGAUAAGAAGAAACUCAAUGGAACUAGGACAAGAAGUUGCUGAAGCCAAUGAAGAGCUUGAAACAGUCAAGAAGGAAAAAUUUGCAAAAGAAAAAGAGGCAAAGAAGUUGAAAGCAGAAAACGAUGAAAUUAAAGAGAAGGUGAAAAAUUUGGCGAAUGACAAAGACCAACUUUCUUCUGAAAAGAAGAAGCUUCAAGACAAAUAUGACCAACUCAAUAACUUAGUCUCUGGACACGAAGACGAGACCAACAACUUGAAUGACAGAACAACUAAAGACAAGAAGAAAAUAGCCGAUUUGGAACAACAAGUACAAGACCUUGAAGAUAGACCAGUUGGGACUUCAAAUAUCGACCAAACUGAAGUCAUCAAGAGAGACAACCAAAUUGCAGAUUUGGAAAAGGCAGUUGCUGCGUUGAAAGAUCAGAACACUCAACUUGAUGCUGUUAAGAAGGAUAUAAAAAGUGGUCAAUUGAAGACGCUUUGA
Messenger RNA from Entamoeba invadens IP1, 504 nucleotides. RefSeq lists its product as hypothetical. The record is from RefSeq and is a predicted model, not a curated record. The transcript has 3 exons. NCBI's taxonomy places the organism in Eukaryota, Evosea, Mastigamoebida, Endamoebidae. The coding region runs from base 1 to 504 and encodes 167 amino acids.